Conger conger (European conger) is the source of this 4244-nucleotide messenger RNA. RefSeq names its product ADP-ribosylation factor-like 13b (gene arl13b). Bases 723 to 1949 code for a protein of 408 amino acids. Gene Ontology annotation, molecular function: GTP binding; GTPase activity. The record is from RefSeq and is a predicted model, not a curated record. NCBI's taxonomy places the organism in Eukaryota, Metazoa, Chordata, Actinopteri, Anguilliformes, Congridae. The transcript has 10 exons. Gene Ontology annotation, biological process: non-motile cilium assembly; receptor localization to non-motile cilium. Gene Ontology annotation, cellular component: non-motile cilium; motile cilium; ciliary membrane.
CAAAGCGAUAAUAUCUAGCUUGGCUUGCUAGCAUCGUGGAAGACUUUACAUCUGUUUUUGCUCAUCUGACAUAAUUACCGGCUUUUAUAUAUAUUUAUUGCUGGUUUUAUUUACAUUUACCAGGAUAUAACUGCAUUACAUGGUCGUUACUCAUUUAGGUUGCGAAAUAACGUUAUCUGGUAAAUAAAUCACAGCGAGAUGCGCUAGCUAGAUAAUUAGCUAUCAAGCCUUUCCAGUUUGACCUCGCAAGCUAACUACCGUUAUUCGGUAGCUAGGGUAAUUCACCAACGUUACAGUUACAUGGAUUGCACAGCUAAUGCAUAACGUUAGUUCAGAACAUAACGUUAUAUACGUUUAGCCUGUCAACGUCUUAGUGUUUCGUUUAUAGCUAGCCUAGCGUUACUUAGCUAGUCUAAGCGCUUUAGCUAGCUAGCUAACGGUUUAUGUAGAUAUGUUCUUCCAAAAGGCAUUGACAAAUAUAUACUUUUAAUUUUAUAGUGUAACCUUGCUGUCUUUAUUUGGGAAGAAUUAAGCAAUCGUUAACUUACAGUUAUCUAGCUAGUUAAUGUAUUCGCUUGAUAGCAAGGCUGAAAUGCAUGCGGACAGUGUGUGCAUGUCAAAACCUGCUGGAAUGGAAAUCUGAUUGUGUAACUUCGGUAACGUUAGCUAACGUUAGUGGCUUUGCCUAUGAUCAAUCUCCUAACAUAUGAGUUUGAAGUGCAAUGUUCAGCCUGAUGGCGAACUGCUGCAACUGGUUGAAACGUUGGCGAGAGCCUUCAAGGAAAGUGACUUUGGUGAUGGUGGGACUGGACAAUGCGGGGAAAAGUGCCACGGUCAGAGGGAUUCAGGGAGAAAACCCAGAGGACGUGGCCCCCACUGUUGGGUUUUCCAAGGUGGACCUGAAACAGGGGAAGUUCGAGGUGACCAUCUUCGACCUCGGAGGAGGGAAGAAGAUCCGGGGCAUCUGGAAGAACUACUACUCCGAGUCGUACGGCGUGGUGUUCGUGGUGGACUCCAGUGACGUGCAGCGGAUCCAGGAGACCAAGGACAUCAUGGCCGAGGUCCUGCGUCACCCCCGCGUCUCCGGGAAGCCCGUGCUGGUGCUUGCCAACAAACAGGAUCAAGAUGGCGCAAUGCACGAGGCUGACAUCAUCGAGUACCUGUCCCUGGAGAAACUUGUGAAUGAAAACAAAUGUCUCUGUCAAAUAGAGCCGUGCUCGGCUGUCCUGGGCUACGGGAAGAAGCUGGACAAGUCCAUUAAGAACGGGCUCAGCUGGCUGCUCGGCAGCAUCGCCAAGGACUACGAGGCCCUGAACGAGCGCGUGCAGAAGGACACGGCGGAGCAGAGGGCCCAGGAGGAGCAGGAGAAGAAGGAGCGGGCUGAGAGGGUGCGCCGCGUCCGAGAGGAGAGGGAGAAGAGGGAAAGAGAGGAGGCGGAGCGAGAAGGCAGGACCCUGCAGGAGGAGGAGCCUGACGAUGACGUCAAUAUGGCCAACCCCUUCCAGCCAAUCGGCAACGUGAUCACAGAGAAUGAGGACAAGAUGAAGAAUGAAAGGGAGAGGAAGAGGCAGAGGGAGGCACAGGAGGAGCCAAACAGCCCCACGCUCACAGAGCAGCCACAGGAGGAAGAGGAGGAGGAGGAAGAAGGGGAGGAGGAGAGUGAACGGCAGACCCCGGAGAGUGUCGGGUCAGACCAAGCCAAGAAGAAGACCAAGAAACUACGUCUGAGGAGGAAGCACAGGGUGGAUCCCUUAAGAACAGAGGAGGUGGUCCAAGAGAGCCCCACCCCCCCACCACCUCCAGUUGGAUGGGCUACUCCCAAAGUUUCUAGACUUCCCAAACUUGAGCCUCUUGGAGAUACGAGACGUUCUGAUUUCUAUGGCAAACCCCUCCCUCCCGUCUCAGUUAGGCAAAGACCUAAUAGUGACACUCACGAUGUCAUUUCCUAAUCGCUCUGUAGCUGUUACCCUGCACCCCUCCACCAAAAAGGGAAAAAAAUCACUUAUCUUUCAUUUUUAUUUAUUUUCCCUCUCUAAGUACGUGGAGUGUAGAAGUUUACAAGAUCACUCUUCUCCGGAAUAGCAAACUGACACCCAACCAACACUACACUACGCUGACGCCGGCCCAUCUCAGAGGGGACUGGGAUGGGCCUUUAUCUCAACCCUGCUCUGGAGCAUUCAGUCUGGCUUCCAGCCAACGGUCUCGAGACUCAUGUUGGGAAGUUAGGACAAGCACAGUUCGGUUUUUCCUUCUGUUUGCUUCAAGAGAACAUUAUUUGUCUUCUUUUAUUCUUCUUCAAAAAUGCGUUUGGUACCGGUUCUUAAUGGACUUCAAAACCCUUUGACAAAGAAACCUGCAAACUUAUUUUAAUUUUUUUAAAUAUAUUUUUUCUAUCGCUUAGUAUCAGUAUUUGUACAGUUUGUAGGCUUUUUGUGGUCACUGUUAUUCUUUGCUCAUGCCAUUUCCAAGACCUGGAUGACUUUCAGUACAAGGUGAAUUCUUCAUGCUGCAAUUUUGUAUGGUUACUACCAGACCUUAUAUUUCCCCCCAAAUAUUUUUUUUUUAAGAACCCAAUGAUCUAAACAAGAUGUUAUGGAAAAUAAUGGGUGAUUUUCUUGCAACUGCUUUAAUUAAAGGCAUACUAUGCAGGAUUGUUAGCCUUGCUGUGGUCCUGUGUUUACAAUCAAAGAAAUCUCCUCCCCCAUCCUCAACCCCCACCCACUCGCCUCCGUUGAGUGCGAGAAACGGCCUCGAGUGCAGCACUCAUAGCUAGCUGGAUAGCUGCAGGUGACGUUACUUACAGGUCCAACAGAAAAACGCGGCCGGCUCCUCAUCUCUUUUCAUCCCCUCGGUGAACUUCGGCUGUCACCAUGGAGGAAAAGCAAUUCCAAGGUUGACUGCUUUUUGAAUGAGCCCUGUCGGCCUGUCGCUCCGCUUCGCUGUGCUUGUGCUUCUUCACUUCGACCAGCGCCGUCGCUAGCUAGCUACAAAUGUCCCGCUGAAACGCCAUCCCGCCCCACAGGCUCUGCUGUCGUGCCCACCUUCCCGCACAGAAAAGACCGCCAUGCCCGUAAAUGUCCCGAACGCAUCUCGAAAGAAAUGGCGGAGGAGCAUGGAUUGAGCAAAUGUGCGGAAAGACAGAUUGCCAGUGCAUAAAUCAUGGACAUGACUGAGCAUGGUUUUUUUUUAAUGAUAUUUUCAAGAUAAAAAUCCUGCACAGUAUGCCUUUAAAAUAAGUAUUGUAUUCCUAAAAUGGCCAAUCAUGUGGCAGCGAGAGCAUGCAGACAUGGUCAAGAGGUACAUUUGUUGUUCAGACCAAACAUCAGAAAAGGGGAGAAAUAUGAUUUAAGUGACUUUGACUGUGGGAUGAUUGCUGGUGCCAGAUGGGGUGGUUUUAAGUAUCUCAGAAACUGCAGAUCUGGUAUAUUCAUGUGCAACACAUAAAGCUUACAAAGAAUGGUGCGAAGAACAAAAAACAUCCAGUGGGCUGUUAAUGAAAAAUACCUUCUUAAUGAGGUCAGAGGUGAAUGGCCAAACUGAUUCAAGCUGACAGGAAGGUGACUAACUCAACCAUGCAUUACAAUAGUGGUAUGCAGAAGAGCAUUUCUGAACAUACAUCAUGUCAAACCUUGAAAUGGAUGGGCUAGAGCAGCAGUGGACCAAUAAGUCUAAAAAAAUAAGUCUAAUACCUAAUAAAGUGGUCACCGAGUGUAUAUAUACAUAUUUCCAGGGCUCCAUGGCAUAUCCUUCAUAAAAAAUGCACAUUUUUAAAUGUACACUUUUUGGGGAGGUUAAAUAGUGGGUAUAUUUUUUCAUUUGACGUACUCGGUGUGUCAUGAAUGUGAACUCAAAUGAGUGUAUAGCCACAGGCAUCAUGUUUUACACUUGAUCGGAAGGACUACAGAAAAUGAACAUUUUAGGAACUUGCGUGUUUCUUUUUUUCAUUUUUUUUUUUUCAUGUGGGCACAAUCAGACCGACUGAGGUGCAAGAAAUUAUGGAUAUCUACCAGUAAAAUGCAUUAAGUAUCAGACCUUGGAAAUAUUUUUCUGACCUGGCAGCUCUGCCCACACUUGGAUAUUAGGACAUUAGCACAUUAUACUUUAUACUGUUGAAUAUGCACAAGAUAAAAUGUACCACAUAACCUGCUAUUUAAAAAUUCGAGGCUUUGGGCUACAAUGUGGUCAAUGGACUCGCAAAAAAGGAAUUGGAGCUUUGUAGUUCCCUUUUACGACCCCACAAAGAU